This is a messenger RNA of Artibeus jamaicensis (Jamaican fruit-eating bat), 2990 nucleotides long. RefSeq names its product zinc finger DHHC-type palmitoyltransferase 3 (gene ZDHHC3). Lineage: Eukaryota; Metazoa; Chordata; Mammalia; Chiroptera; Phyllostomidae. The record is from RefSeq and is a predicted model, not a curated record. Gene Ontology annotation, cellular component: endoplasmic reticulum; Golgi apparatus. The transcript has 7 exons. Gene Ontology annotation, biological process: peptidyl-L-cysteine S-palmitoylation; protein targeting to membrane. Bases 256 to 1257 code for a protein of 333 amino acids. Gene Ontology annotation, molecular function: protein-cysteine S-palmitoyltransferase activity.
GCGGCGGCUGCUCCGGUAGGCGCUACCGCCACUGCCGGGAGCUCCAUGGGCUUCUCCUGGGCGCCGCCGGGUGUCUGGCCGAGACCAGGGAGCCGCGGCGCCUCGUGCCCGGGAGCCAUCGCUGCAGCCCGAGGCCGGGCCCCGGGCCGGGGACGGCAGGAGGAAGCGACGGCGGCUGCGGAGGGAGCCUCACUAGGGGCCUGGGACUGGGGAACUGCCUCCGACUUCACGAUGCCAGUAUGGACAGAAUAGCCUAUGAUGCUCAUCCCGACCCACCACUUCCGAGACAUUGAGCGGAAGCCAGUGUACCUCCAGCCGGAGAAGUGCGUCCCGCCUCCCUACCCCGGUCCUGCGGGAGCCAUGUGGUUCAUCCGAGACGGCUGUGGCAUCGCCUGCGCCAUCGUCACCUGGUUUCUGGUCCUCUACGCGGAGUUCGUGGUCCUCUUUGUCAUGCUGAUCCCGUCCCGAGACCACGUGUACAGCAUCAUCAACGGGAUUCUGUUCAACCUGCUGGCCUUCCUGGCCCUGGCGUCCCACUGCCGGGCCAUGUUGACGGACCCCGGGGCCGUGCCCAAAGGAAACGCCACUAAAGAGUUCAUCGAGAGUUUACAGCUGAAGCCGGGCCAGGUGGUGUACAAGUGCCCCAAGUGCUGCAGCAUCAAGCCUGACCGAGCGCACCACUGCAGCGUCUGCAAGCGAUGCAUUCGGAAGAUGGACCACCACUGUCCCUGGGUCAAUAACUGCGUGGGCGAGAACAACCAGAAGUACUUCGUCCUGUUUACAAUGUACAUAGCGCUCAUCUCCUUGCACGCCCUCAUCAUGGUGGGAUUCCACUUCCUGCGCUGCUUCGAAGAAGACUGGACAAAGUGCAGCUACUUCUCGCCACCCACCACGGUGAUCCUGCUCAUCCUGCUGUGCUUCGAGGGCCUGCUCUUCCUCAUCUUCACAUCAGUGAUGUUUGGGACGCAGGUGCACUCCAUCUGCACAGACGAGACGGGCAUUGAGCGCCUCAAACGAAAGCACCAGCCCAGGGAGCACCAGGGCAGCUGGGCGACGGUGCAAGAGACCUUCGGUGGGGCCUUCUCCCCGAACUGGUUCAACCCCUUCUCUGGCCCGUGCCACCCAGAGCUGCUGAACGACGGGGGCUGGGUGCGACAGGCGGAGCCCGCGUCGGACCACACGGCGUCGGAGGAAACGUCGGAGGCACAGCUGCAGGAGAGGAAGUCGGAGGACUCGGCGGAGGUGACAGAUGAGUGACGCUGUCGUGCGGAGGAGCCGCCGUCCACCGGCUCCUGGGAACCACGCAGUCCCCGAUCCCCACGGCCACUCCCUGGGCACUGCCGUGGGCAGCCCUCCUUCCUCUCCCCAUGGGGGGCCAGGUGACUGGAGGACAAGAGGCCGUCUCUGAGUUCACGGGAGAAGAGUGUCGGGGCGGGACUGCGGGGAGAUGCUCUCCCCCCCGCCCCCAGGCGCCCCUCAGCCUCACCCAGCGAAGGGGGUUCCGGAUGGGGCCUGGAGCAGGAAAGAACUUGCCUUUGGUUUUCUCCGGACGCUCCGUGCAGAGGGCGCCCCCUGCUGCCUGCCCAGGCCAGGGGCAAGCCCAAAGCCCCAUCUCCCUGCAAGCCCGCUGACCCAAGGCCAGCGGGUCCCCACACCCACACAAUGCCCACGGUCCCAGUUAGGACAGGAGCACUAAACUCGGCUCCCAUCCCCUGGACCUGGAGCCGUCACUGGUCCUGCCUUGAGGCUACAAUUUGUCCCUUCCCAGGUGGGUGGCAGGGGCCCACUUAGGGCCCCUGGGGAGUCUCCGGCCUGCCCCACGGGAACCUUUACUCGCCCUCCUGAAGGAAGUUGAACCACCCAUGGGCCACAACUGACAGAAAUCUGGCCUGUGUUUCGCCUCACUUCUCCCAAGAUCUUGCCGCUCUUGUCUCUGGGUGGGCGGGAGGGGGCCAGGCCUGCCAGGAAGACAGACCAACCCCCCCCCACACCCCCACACAAUCAGGAGGCUGGGACCCCGUCACCCCACGAAGGCUGAAGGCCUGAGCAUGGAGAACGCUGCCAGUCACUGGGAAAGCACCUCCUGUGCAGAGGGGCUCGGCCCCGGUCCAGUACAAGAGUGGGUCCCGCAGCCCUCCCUCCCCGCAGAGGCCCGUUCUCUCAGUGCACUGCCCGACCUAGUGCAGUGUGUCAGCUCCCCUCCCCCGCUCCAGACGGGAGCGCAUGCCCUGGGAACCAGGGGCCUGCAGCCCCUGCUGACCCCCCAGGCUCGGGGCUCAGCGCUAAGGGGCCGGCCCCCUGUCCUGACGGCUGCUCAGAGCGCCCUGCCAAGUCCCAGGAGAGGGUGGUGGCGGGGCUCUGGCACUUACUAACGCCUGCGAGGGCGGCCCUGGCCAGCCCUGGGGCCCGUUGACGUGGUGCCAGGGCGGGGGCAGCGGCUCUCAAGUCGGGGGAGCCGUUCUCCGAGGUGGGGGCAGCGGCUGUGCUGACUCAGAAGGCAGCCCCGGGGGUCAGCAGGGCGGAUUGCGCAGCAGACUCCACACCAGGGGGGGACUCAGUGCUGUCCCUGAAGAGCCUGCGAUAGACCUCAGAUUAAGCAGAGGAUUUGCCGACCUCUGCAGAGCCCAGGCCAGGUCCAGGGGGUGUGCUGGAUAAACCCCGGGUCCCCAACAUGCCUGAAACUGCUCUUCCUCAGGAUCUUGGCCCCAAAGCUAUUCCCUGUGCAGACCCUUGGUGGGCAGGCACUGAACCUGCGCCCAUCCCUGUGCCAGGCCUCAACCGUGGCAGAGCCCCUCCUGGGAGGGCUGGACCGUGGGCCUCAUGUCCUCCUCACACCAGUGACACAGUGGCCAUCUCUGGUGGCUGUCGCCAGCCUAACAUUCCACCUAGCCGCUAAUGGAAAGCGCUGCAGCUUACUCCAAACCAUUUUGUCCUGCUGGGCGGGAGGCCGGCACCUGCGCCUUCCUCUCAAUAAAAGGCUCUUUGCGUGA